Molecule: messenger RNA, 4117 nt
Organism: Cavia porcellus (domestic guinea pig)
Lineage: Eukaryota; Metazoa; Chordata; Mammalia; Rodentia; Caviidae
Gene: Scap
Product: SREBF chaperone
Exons: 23
Coding region: 248-4030 (1260 amino acids)
Biological process (GO): SREBP signaling pathway; regulation of cholesterol biosynthetic process
Cellular component (GO): endoplasmic reticulum membrane; SREBP-SCAP complex; Golgi membrane
Molecular function (GO): sterol binding; protein binding
Source: RefSeq, a predicted model, not a curated record
ACAAACAAACAGCAACAAAGCCAGGUGUGGUGGCCCCAAUUUGGGGCCAGUUUGGGCUAUAUAGUGAAUUAAAGGCUGGCUUGGACUGCAUGACGAGACCCUGGCUCAGCACACCAAAAGAAAGGAAGCGAAGAAGGAGGGGCAGACAGGUUCCUGCAGAUGAUGUCCUUUGUCAUUGGUGCCCACUGCCUGCCAGACUGAUCCAUGGUCACUUUCCGGGAUGGCAGCAACGUGACCUGGGCCGAGGAUGACCCUGACUGAACGACUACGUGAGAAGAUUUCUCAGGCCUUCUACAGCCACGGGCUGCUCUGUGCCUCCUACCCCGUCCCCAUCGUCCUCUUCACGGGCCUCUGCAUCUUAGCCUGCUGCUACCCCCUGCUAAAGCUGCCCCUGCCGGGCACUGGCCCUGUGGAGUUUGCCACCCCAGUGAAGGACUACACCCCGCCCCCUGCUGACCCUGAGCCCUGGCCGGGGGAGCCCAGCGAGCGGCCAGAUUGGUAUGUGGGUACCCCAGUGGCCUAUAUCCAGCAGAUAUUUGUGAAGACCUCUGUGUCACCCUGGCAUAAGAACCUCCUGGCAGUGGAUGUGUUCCGUUCCCCUCUGUCCCGGGCUUUCCAGCUGGUGGAGGAGAUCCGGAAUCAUGUGCUGCGAGACAGCUCAGGGACCAGGAGUCUGGAGGACGUGUGCCUGCAGGUGACCGACCUGCUGCCAGGCCUCAGGAAGCUCCGGAACCUGCUCCCCGAGCAUGGCUGCCUGCUGCUGUCCCCGGGGAACUUCUGGCAGAAUGACCGAGAGCGCUUCCAUGCUGACCGUGACAUCAUCGGGACCAUCCAUCAGCACGAGCCCAAGACACUACAGACUUCCGCCACACUCAAGGACUUGCUGUUCGGUGUUCCUGGGAAGUACAGUGGGGUGAGCCUUUACAAGAAGAGGAGGAUGGUGUCGUACACAAUCACCCUGGUCUUCCAGCACUACCACGCCAAAUUCCUAGGCAGCCUACGUGCCCGCCUCAUGCUCCUGUACCCCAGCCCCAACUGCAGCCUCCGGGCGGAAAGCCUGGUGCACGUGCACUUCAAGGAGGAGAUUGGCAUCGCCGAGCUCAUCCCCCUGGUCACCACCUACAUCAUCCUCUUCGCCUACAUCUACUUCUCCACACGCAAGAUCGACAUGGUCAAGUCCAAGUGGGGGCUGGCGCUGGCUGCCGUGGUCACUGUGCUCAGCUCGCUGCUCAUGUCUGUGGGGCUCUGCACACUUUUCGGCCUGACACCCACACUUAAUGGCGGUGAGAUCUUCCCGUACCUGGUGGUGGUGAUCGGCUUUGAGAACGUGCUGGUGCUCACCAAGUCGGUGGUGUCGACCCCGGUAGACCUGGAGGUGAAGCUACGGAUUGCCCAAGGCCUGAGCGGUGAGAGCUGGUCCAUCAUGAAGAACAUGGCCACUGAGCUGGGCAUCAUCCUUAUCGGCUACUUCACCUUGGUGCCUGCCAUCCAGGAGUUCUGUCUCUUCGCGGUUGUGGGCCUGGUGUCUGACUUCUUCCUCCAGAUGCUGUUCUUCACCACAGUCCUGUCCAUCGACAUCCGCCGCAUGGAGCUGGCGGACCUGAACAAGCGGCUGCCCGCAGAGGCCUGCCUGCCCCCGGCCAAGCCCGUGGGGCGGCCAGCCCGCUAUGAGAGGCAGCUGGCCGCGCGGCCAUCCACACCUCACACCAUCACACUGCAGCCGUCCUCCUUCCGCAACCUACGGCUGCCCAAGCGGCUGCGUGUCGUCUACUUCCUGGCCCGCACCCGCCUGGCGCAGCGCCUCAUCAUGGCCGGCACCGUGGUCUGGAUCGGCAUCCUGGUAUACACAGACCCCGCCGGGCUGCGCACCUACCUGGCUGCCCAGGUAACAGAGCAGAGCCCGCUGGGCGAGGGGUCCCUGGCCUCCAUGCCUGUGCCUAGUGGCGUGCUGCCCGCCAGCCGCGUGGACCCCGCCUUCGCCAUCUUUCCACCUGACGCCCCGAGGCUCCCCGAGAACCAGACGCUGCCCGGGGAGCAGCCCGAGCAGGCCGGCCCAGCCGAAAGCGCCCAGGACGGCCCGGUGCCAGAGGUGACCUGGGGGCCCGAGGACGAGGAGCGCUGGCGGGAGCUGUCCUUCCGCCACUGGCCCACGCUCUUCAGUUACUACAACAUCACGCUGGCCAAGCGGUACAUCAGCCUGCUGCCCGUCAUCCCCGUGACGCUGCGCCUCAACCCGCGGGAGGCGCUGGAGGGACGGCACCCCCAAGACGGCCACAGCGCCUGGGCCUCCCGUGGCCCCGCACCGCCCGGGGUCUGGGAGGCAGCGGGGCCCGCGGGGCUGGGCUCCGCGCAGGCGCCCCGGGACGUCACGCUGUACAAGGUGGCGCUGCUCGGGCUGGCAGCCGGCGUUGCGCUCGUGCUGCUGUUGCUCUGCCUCUACCGCGUGCUGUGUCCGCGCGACUACGGGCAGCCCGGGGGUGGUGGGCGGCGGCGGCGCGGGGAGCUGCCGUGUGACGACUAUGGGUACGCGCCGCCCGAGACAGAGAUCGUGCCAUUGGUGCUGCGCGGCCACCUCAUGGACAUCGAGUGCCUGGCCAGCGACGGCAUGCUGCUCGUGAGCAGCUGCCUGGCGGGCCACGUGCGCGUGUGGGACGCGCAGACGGGGGACUGCCUCACGCGCAUCCCACGGCCAGGGCAGCGCAGGGACAGCGGAAGCCCUGAGGCUAGGGAACACUGGGCGCGGCUGCCUGAGGAUGGCCCGAAGGCAGGUGCCCAGGAACCAAGAGACAGCCCCCCACGCCGCCGCCGGCCCCGGGGCCCCCCGCCCACGCUUUUUGGGGACCAGCCCGACCUCAGCUGCCUCAUCGACACCGACUUUGCCGGGGCGCAGUCCAAGCCCUCGCAGCCGGAGCCCCGACAUCGGGCUGGUUGCGGCCGAGUGUGCGACACCCCAGGCUACGACUUCAACCGUCUGGUGCAGCGCGCCUGCCGCAGCGAGGGCCCUGCCCGUCACCCCCCCUCGCCCACGCCCCCCUCUGAGGACCCCACGCAGGACAAGGACGGCCCCCCACCUGCCUGGACGCCAAGCGCUGAGGGCUCCAUUUGGAGCCUGGAGCUGCAGGGUGGUCUCUUCGUGGUGGGGCGGAGCAGCGGCCGGCUGGAGGUGUGGGACGCCAUUGAGGGUGAGCUGCGCUGUAGCAGCGAGGUGUCGUCCUCGGGCAUCACAGCCCUGGUCUUCCUGGAUGCUAGGGUGGUGGCCGCUAGGCUCAAUGGUUCCCUGGAUUUCUUCUCCCUGGAGACACAUGCGGUCCUCAGCCCGCUGCAGUUCCGAGGAACCUCGGGGCGGGGCAGCUCUCUGUCUGCUCUGCAGAGUGGCAGUGACGUGGUGGCCUGCCGCCUGACCCACACGGUGCCCUGCGCACACCAGAAACCCAUCACAGCACUGCGAGCCGCUGCUGGGCGCCUGGUGACCGGGAGCCAGGACCACACCCUGAGGGUGUUCCGUCUGGAGGACUCGUGCUGCCUCUUCACCCUACAGGGCCACUCAGGGGCCAUCACGAGUGUCUAUGUUGACCAGACCAUGGUCUUGGCCAGUGGGGGACAGGACGGGGCCAUCUGCCUGUGGGACAUGCUAACGGGCAGCCGGGUCAGCCACAUGUUUGCGCACCGUGGGGAUGUGACAUCCCUCACCUGCACCGCCUCCUGCAUCAUCAGCAGCGGCCUAGAUGACCUCAUCAGCAUCUGGGACCGUAGCACGGGCAUCAAACUCUACUCCAUUCAGCAGGACCUGGGCUGCGGUGCAAGCCUGGGUGUCAUCUCUGAUAACCUGCUGGUGACUGGUGGCCAGGGCUGCGUCUCCUUUUGGGACCUGAACUAUGGGGACCUGCUGCAGACUGUGUACCUGGGGAAGAACAGUGAGGCCCAACCGGCCCGCCAGAUCCUGGUGUUGGACAAUGCUGCCAUCGUGUGCAACUUCGGCAGCGAGCUCAGCCUGGUCUAUGUGCCCUCUGUGCUGGAGAAGCUGGACUGAGGGCGAGUGGGGCCGGCACUGGACCUGGCUGGCUGAACAGGAGCAUCCCUGCUCCUGGACUGUGGCAUUAAACUUUUUAAAAAACAA